Messenger RNA from Podarcis raffonei (Aeolian wall lizard), 4326 nucleotides. RefSeq names its product zinc finger DHHC-type palmitoyltransferase 2 (gene ZDHHC2). Gene Ontology annotation, biological process: peptidyl-L-cysteine S-palmitoylation; protein targeting to membrane. Lineage: Eukaryota; Metazoa; Chordata; Lepidosauria; Squamata; Lacertidae. The record is from RefSeq and is a predicted model, not a curated record. The coding region runs from base 185 to 1354 and encodes 389 amino acids. Gene Ontology annotation, molecular function: protein-cysteine S-palmitoyltransferase activity. The transcript is spliced from 13 exons. Gene Ontology annotation, cellular component: endoplasmic reticulum; Golgi apparatus.
GCUCCGCCCGGAGAGGGCGGCACAACGGGCGGCCAGGCGGGAACAGGGGGGAAGAAAGCCCUGGGACCGCGCAGGCGUCGCCUCCGUCGCCGCCUCCGCCGGCGGGGAUGUGCGUCGAGGGCCCCGGGCUCCCCCGACGGACCACCGAGCAGCUGAAGAGGCCGAGCGCUGAGCGGGCGGGAGAAUGGGGUGCGGGAAGAUGGCGGCGCCGGCAGGGCCGGCGGCUUCGUCGAGCAUCUCACUGUCCCGCAGCAGCAGCCGCUCUCGAGCGGGAGGCGUGAGGAGAAGCUGCCAGUGGCUCAUUUACUGGGUGCCGGUUCUCUUCAUCGGGAGCAUCGUCGCCUGGUCCUACUACGCGUACGUCGGCCAGCUCUGCUUGAUAACCAUGACAAAUAUUGGAGAAAAAGUGGUGUGCCUGCUUGCCUACCAUCUAUUUUUCACGAUGUUUGUGUGGUCUUACUGGAAAACAAUCUUUACAUCACCAAUGAAUCCUUCCAAAGAAUACCACCUGACCUAUGCAGAUAAGGAACUGUUAGACAGAGAAACUAGAAGCGAAAUCCAUCAGGAAGUGCUGAGGAGAGCAGCCAAGGACCUCCCCGUCUACACAAGAACAAUGUCUGGAGCAAUCAGAUACUGUGACAGAUGCCAACUUGUAAAACCAGACCGUUGUCAUCACUGCUCUGUUUGUGAUAAAUGUAUUUUGAAAAUGGAUCAUCACUGCCCUUGGGUGAACAACUGUGUUGGAUUUUCCAAUUACAAAUUUUUCCUUCUUUUCUUGGCAUAUUCUCUGUUAUACUGCCUUUUCAUUGUUGCAACCGAUUUACAGUAUUUUAUUAAAUUCUGGACAAAUGGCCUUCCUGAUACUCAAGCCAAGUUCCAUAUUAUGUUUUUAUUCUUUGCCGCAGCCAUGUUUUCUGUCAGCUUAUCAUCUCUCUUUGGAUAUCACUGUUGGUUAGUGACCAAAAAUAAAUCAACAUUAGAGGCAUUCAGAGCACCUGUUUUUCGACAUGGAACAGAUAAGAAUGGAUUUAGCUUGGGAUUUGACAAAAACCUAAGACAAGUCUUUGGGGAUGAGAAAAAAUAUUGGUUCCUGCCAGUGUUUUCCAGCCUAGGUGAUGGAUGCUCCUUUCCUACCUGCCUUGUUAACCAAGAUCCUGAGCAGGCUUCUACUCCUUCUGGACAUAGUUCUUCAAACAAAAAUGAGAAUAGUCAUCAUUUUCCUGCUAAACCAUUACGAGACUCCCAAAGUCAUCUCCUUACUGAUUCUCAGUCUUGGACAGAAACCAGCACAAGUAUUGAAAAUAACAAAUCGGGUAUGACCAAUCCUGCACUAACGAUGGAAAAUGAAACCUAGUCAUGCAAGUACAAGAGAGAAAUUCUGGAUCUUUAAAUUAAGAAUUGUUGAUGAGAGGAUGAGGGAUUCCUCGACAACAUCAGCAUCCAUUGACCAGCUGUUCCAGUCCACUGCAGCAUGGAUGUGCCAGAAGAUAUUUCAAGAUCUAAUUUAGCUGUCUCUGUAUCAUCACUUGAAAUAUAAGACCUGUUACCAUCUCUUACAUGUAUGAAAAGAAUGUUUUGGGUAACACAAAUUAUUGUUAAAAUUCAAAAGGAAUGUCUUGAAGAUUACACAUUGGGAAAGCAGGUAGUCUUUCCUUAAGACGUACAGGACAACACCUAGUCCUUUUUAAAGGACUAGGUUAAAAGGGGGAUUUUUGCAUUGGCAUUGAUAGCUCAGGUGAGUGUAACCUAUUUUCAUAUAACCUGAACCUGCUCUUAUGGCAAUUCUUGAAUCUUUUAAGUUUUGCCUCUGGUUUCCACAUACAAGUUAUCUUUAACCAUGCAAAUAUAUUCUCAACUUUUAGCAAUUGAUUUGGGGAGCUUAGUAGGCUAGAAUGAUUGGACUAUAUUUUGAAUCCUACCUUCAGCUGGGUUAGUCACACUUUUAAAUUUAAACUAACCUCAGUUAGAUAGGUUGGAUAAGUUUUAGGAAAGGUUUUGUUUGAUGCUAAUAUAAUAGCCCCCCCCCCACUUUAUACAUGACUCACCUACUUCUAGCUAGGCUACAAUUUCUCUUAAAUCAUACAGGGGAAGCAGAAGACAAACUCCAUCCUCAAUUUAUGUGCAUGUAAAACAUGAUCGGAGCAAAGUUUAGUGAGACUAUAAAUGUGUGAUUGUUUACUAUUCAGUUAUUCAACCUUAUUAGGAGUGUUUGAUAUUAAUAUUCCUUGAGACUGCUAGGCUUCAAAAGCUUAACCUAAAUUUUGUGCCUUUAAGAGGCUCCAUUUUAACUAGAUGAAUCUUUUCUCAGUUUGAUUUAGCAUCCUUAAAUUGCUGCAUUCCUCAUCAUUACCCUGAUGAUGUACAUAUAAGAUGUAUAUUAUCAUGUAGAACAUACUAAAAUUAAUUACUGUGAUGACUACACUCUGGAUUAUGAAGCCAAGUGGGCUUGCAAAGACCCUUUUUAUUUUAAAUGAAACUAACAGUUGUUUAGGCUUUUGUAAGAUUUGUCAGACAUUUCUGAAGCCAAGAAAACUGAAGUUUCAUAAUACGUUUUUUAUCAGUGCCUUUGCAUGCACGGUAUCUCAGAUGAAAUUAUAUACAUUUAAUGGAUCACUUAAAAUAUAUUGUGCUGUUUACAUAAAAUAGGUGGUAAUAUUUAAUUCCAAGAUGGUUUGUAGAAGUUGGUAAUAUUAUGAGCAGAGGAAAUUAUACGUAACUCACAAGGGUGCAUUUGUGAAACAAAUUGCCACUUUAAAAUCAGUUGGGUAGUCAGAUUUUUAAAUUAUUAUAGACACAGUAGGAUGCAUAUCUGCCUCCGUGACUUACCCUACAGCUGCAGUUGCACCAAGUAAAAAUAUUUUUUCAAAAGCAGGAGGACCAUUAGAGCCCAGUUCCUGAGUGAAUCACUGUUAAUGUUUUUCUGAAACAUUAAGAACGUUAUUUCCUAUUCUUCAGGCAACAAAGAAGACUUGGAGGAUUACUUCAAAAUUAAUCACCCAUGUAAAUAAGGUUCUAUUAAAGUGAAAUGGUAUGAUGUCUCUGACAUCAUUGCCAUUAUAACUGGAAGGCCGCCCCUCCCCCCAUGCAACCCCUAUCUACAUUUUAAUCCAAAUGAGUCGUUACAGGUUCAGUCACCAGAAGUGCCAGAAUAUGUCCCUGGGAUAUUUGAGAUCAUUGUGAUCUGCAUUACAUAGUUUUACACAGUAUGUGCAGAUGUGUUUUGCAGCCAAUAGUUUCUAUAGCAUAAUGUUGUAUUUACUUAGUGUUCAAUGUUGGAAGUGGUCAUGAGAAUCACAGGGACCGAAUGGGAAAGACUGGUACUUUCAUUGCUUCAUCAUAAUGCACAUUGUGAUGUGUAUUCUGGUUAUGCAGGGCUGCCUUUGAUACUUUACCAGCAUUCAUUAAAAUGUGUAUAAAAUGAAGGGGAAAGCUGAAAUUCAGUUUUCGUGGGACACAUUUAUUACAGAUAAAAUCUAUCUUAUAGUAUUUUUCAGUAAAAUUCAGACUAUCAGAGCACAUUUUAAAUAUGGCUCACAUUGCUGCAUCAUGGAAAGGAAGAUUGAUGACUGUGUCCGAUUCCAGUAUUUAAGCAUACCUCCUGGGAAAGUGGGGUUCAUGCAAAAGAUUGAGCCAGCCUAUGAUGGGUGUAAAUGCAUUAUCAUGAUGCACUUUUUCCAGCUAAUUCAGAUGUCACACAUAAUUAUUAAGGUAGGAAUGGCUGUUAUACAUCCCGACCAUAUUUUCUUGAAUGUAAAUACCAGUGCUAUCUGUGAACAAUGGGGCUUCACAAUAAAAGCGUGUGGGAUUAGGGAGUGAGCAAAUAGCAGAAGUGGGUGUCAUAGGUAGUAAGUGGUGAUGUAGGUAUGGCUACUGCAGAAUUUUAGAGAAGCUCUAUGACUUCCUGUUUCUGGAAAUGCAAAUUUCAAAUUCCUUCAUAAAUUAUAGUACGGGAGAAAGGAAUCUUUUCGCACUCCGCCUCCACCUGCAUGGCUAAAACACCGAUUAACUGAAAACUAGGACUCUCACUUUAAUUAAAGACAUUUUGGUCAAUUGUGUGGGUUUUGGCUGACUGGUCAAUUUAAUCUGCUGAUUAAAUUUGCAUAAACUUUUACACAGGUAAAAACAAUAAUUUUGAAGGAACAAAUAUACUUUUGUUUUUAGAUGAACUAUUCCCUCCAAUGUAUAAUGGAAGGGAAAUGUCUCUUAAGAAGCUGCUUGCUGUCUUAAGUCUGUAGAAGUAAUUAUGUUUUCAAAUUGUUUUUAAAGCUGCUGCCCUAUUUAGCAGAGGACACAAUUUUAGGUGAUUAAAAUGUUUGAGUGCUUUGA